UGGGGAUCAGUGGAAGAUUCUCCUUCAUGAACCUUCCUCCCAGCAGCUGAAGCUCUCCCUGCUCUCUCUCACCUCUCCAGCUGCCGUCAGCUGCCCCGAAACAGAGCUGGUUUGGGGUUUCCCCACCAGAGCUGGUAUUUCAGAACUUCGUCGCUCCGGAGGUCUCUGAGAUGGAGCUGUCUCUCAUUAAUAAGGACAAGAUUCCUUGGCUGGUGAAGGUGUCCAUGGAGAGCUGCCCUUAUUUCCAGCUGGCGUGCCCCAGGGAUGUGUACCAUGUGGUGCCAGCAGGCUCCUCUGCCCCUGUGCGCAUCCGCUUCAGCCCCGCCGAGAACAAGGAUUAUUGCCACCAGCUGGUCUGCAUGACAUCAAGGGAAAGGAUCGUUGUGCCAAUUCGGGCCAUUGGUGCCCGAGCUGUCCUGGACUUCCCUGCCCAGCUGGAUUUCUCCAAGUGUGCAGUCCAGGGCAGCACCCAGAAGACUCUGCUGGUGCGCAAUGUCGGUACCCAGGCAGCUCGUUACCAGCUGAGCACCCAGAGUUCCUUCAAAAGCAUGGUCCAGGAGAAGGUGGCAAAGGUGCCAGAAGACCCCAUGCUGUUCUCCCAUGACAUUUUUUCCAUCGAGCCAAUGGAGGGAGAAAUCGGGCCGAAUUGUUCGGCCGAAAUCAAGGUGACCUUCAAACCCCUGGAAGCACAGGAGUAUGGAAGUGUGGCUUACUGCAGCAUCUCAGGCCGUGAGAGCAGGCUGCCCCUGCAGCUCCGAGGGGAAGGCCAAGGACCCUUGGUUGAACUCAGCUCUCAGACUCUGGACCUUGGGAACGUUUUUGUCAACACCCCCCACGUCUAUGAGGUGAAACUGAUGAACCGAGGAGCUCUUGAUGCUCCCUUCACCUGUAUCCCUUCAGCCACCAAGGUGGGCUCCUGCUUCAAGUUUGCACCCGAGGAGGGCAUCAUUGCAGCAGGAGGGAGCCAGACUGUGCAGAUCUCCUUCAGUGCCACCGUGUUGGGCAGCUUUGAGGAAGAGUUCCAGCUCAGAGUGGCUGGAUCUCCUAUGCCUGCCAUCCUGACCAUCAAGGGCAGCGUCAGUGCACUGAGUUUACACUUCGACCUCCCUGAGCUCGACUUCGGGGACAUCUCCUUUGGCUUUCCCUACACCCAGCGCUGUCGCCUCACCAACAGCUCCGCGGUGCCGCUGACGUUCCAGCUCCGCAUGUCGGACGAUGGCACGCAGCCGGCUGUUGACAGCGUGGAUCAGAUCCGCAGGCACAGCGACCCAGCCUGGAGGAAGGGAAUCCAUUUCUAUGUUGAGCCCAGGGAGUUCACCAUGAAUCCCAGCCGAGGGACCAUCCUCCCCCAGGGACACCAGGACAUCGAGGUGACCCUGUGUUCCAACACGGUGAUGGAGUUCCGCCGGAGGAUGCUGGUGGACCUGGAGGGCAUUGGCAAGGGAGUGACAAAACUGUUCAUCACAGCCAGAUGUCUCGUUCCUGAGCUCCAAGUGUCCCCCUAUGUGCUCCAGUAUGAUGAGUGCCACCUGAAGGUGCCCUAUGAGAAGAAGCUCAUCAUCAGGAAUCCCAGCCACCUCCCUGGCUGCUACGGGCUUAUUCCCCAGCCCCAGAGCACAGCAGAGAUCCCAGUUGUGGUGGAGGUGCAGGCGCUGGGCGAGCAUCGCACCAACGUUCUCAUCGGCGUGUUCGGGGAUGAGAGAAACCCCCUGCCUGCCAGCACCAAGUCAUGCUCGUGCUGA
Haemorhous mexicanus (house finch) is the source of this 1742-nucleotide messenger RNA. RefSeq names its product hydrocephalus-inducing protein-like. The transcript has 13 exons. Bases 171 to 1742 code for a protein of 523 amino acids. Gene Ontology annotation, cellular component: axoneme. NCBI's taxonomy places the organism in Eukaryota, Metazoa, Chordata, Aves, Passeriformes, Fringillidae. The record is from RefSeq and is a predicted model, not a curated record. Gene Ontology annotation, biological process: axonemal central apparatus assembly; cilium movement.